Messenger RNA from Aspergillus aculeatinus CBS 121060, 1167 nucleotides. RefSeq names its product mitochondrial 54S ribosomal protein mL59. The record is from RefSeq and is a predicted model, not a curated record. The coding region runs from base 124 to 840 and encodes 238 amino acids. Gene Ontology annotation, molecular function: structural constituent of ribosome. Gene Ontology annotation, cellular component: mitochondrial large ribosomal subunit. Lineage: Eukaryota; Fungi; Ascomycota; Eurotiomycetes; Eurotiales; Aspergillaceae. The transcript has 2 exons.
AGUUUCCUGAGCACGACUUCAGCGCUUAACUCUUCCCUCCUCCUCCUCCUUCCCCUCCCCUCCCCUCCUUUCACAAGUCCCUCCCCACCUCCAAUUCUUCGAGGAGUAACCCACCGAAGCACAAUGGCCACCCCGCAAGCCGCCAGCAGCCUGGCGAGCAAACUGCCCACGCGCCUCCGCAACUUCUUCGCCCGCUAUCCUCCGCAAAUCUAUUCCACGACCGUCCGCCCUCCGAUCACAGUCCCCAAGCCAGCUGCACUUGCACUUGCUCAAGCCGGCGCCGGCGCCCCUAACACCACGACCACGACGACGACCACCACCACCACAACCACAACCACCACCUCCACCUCCAGCACCACGCCCAUCACCGACGCGAUCACCGAAUCCCUCCUCCCAUCCCCCUACACCCCGAACCGCGAAGCGAAGGGCUACCAGCCGCCGGACCACAAGUACUCGGACGCGCUGCUGUGGAAGGGCCCCAAGGGCCAGCUCAACCCGUUCCUGCCGCGGAAGCUGGGCGAGCGGAAGUGGGAGGGCCCCCGGAUCGGUCUGCGCCGGCAGGCGGAGCUGGUGAAGCUGGCCCGCCAGUUCGGGGUCGAGGAGCUGCUCCCGCCCAGCCGCAAGUCGGCCGAGUACAAGGAGGCCCGCCGCGCCGAGAACCAGGGCCUGGCCAUCAAGGGCACCGGUGUCGGGCAGAAGGUCAAGGGCCACAAGUGGGAGCGCACCAUGGAGGCGCGCCUCGAGGACCGGCGCAAGGCCAUGCUCGAGAUGCCCGAGAUGGUGCGGUUGUGGAAGCAGAGAGGUCAUGGUCGUGGUUGGAAGCAGUGGCCCAAGAAAUAGAGCGGUCUCUCGCUUUCAUUUCUUCUUGGGGGGCCUUUAUGCACCCCGUUUUUUGCCGCGCUUCUCGUCUCGAUACGGGUUUUCCGAACUCAACUAAUGUUUGGAGGUUAUUGGGGGCUGACUUCCAGGGCCUGGGAUGGAUUCAGGUUGCUACAUGACCAACCCCCACCCUCGCUUCUUCGGGUGAGCUUUGAUUGAUCAUCAUCCUCAUUCAUCAUCAUCAUCGUCAUCAUGUUUCGGAACGGGAGUUAUCUGUUUGUACAAAUCGCUAUAUUGUUCUAUAUCAAGUCAUGCAUUUGAGUGCCCUAUCCCAAUAUUCAAUUCCAC